CUUUUUUUAUAUAUAAUACUACCAAUCCGAUGAACAUGCUAUCGAAGAGUCUAAAGAGUGAUAAUUGUGAUCGACAAUUAUAAUAAUUUACUCAUAUUUGUUUCCGGUAGACUUGUUUAUACUCUGAUUUCUCUUUCAUCUGUCGCUUCAAAAGAAAACAUCCAAAUUGUGGCUUCUUUUCAUCACUCUAAUUUGUUAGCACGUAAACAAAAAAAUGUCUCAUACAAUAUUACUGGUACAGCCUGGUCACAGGCCUGAAACGAGAACAUAUUCUGAUUAUGAAAGCGUUAAUGAAUGCAUGGAAGGUGUAUGUAAAAUUUAUGAAGAACAUUUAAAGAGGCGAAACCCGAAUACUCCAACUAUUACCUAUGAUAUCAGUCAAUUAUUUGAUUUCGUUGACCAGCUAACAGAUUUAUCAUGUCUUGUUUAUCAAAAAUCAACAAAUACUUAUGCUCCAUAUAAUAAGGAUUGGAUUAAGGAGAAAAUAUAUGUAUUAUUGCGUAGAGCUGCAGGUCAUAGCGAGUAAGCAGUGUAUAAAAAUAGAUAUAUGUUUUUAUAUAUAAAAUAACUUUAAAA
Molecule: messenger RNA, 576 nt
Organism: Camponotus floridanus (Florida carpenter ant)
Lineage: Eukaryota; Metazoa; Arthropoda; Insecta; Hymenoptera; Formicidae
Gene: e(r)
Product: enhancer of rudimentary homolog
Exons: 3
Coding region: 215-526 (103 amino acids)
Source: RefSeq, a predicted model, not a curated record